UUGAAGACCAGAAAUUGCAACUUACUGAAUUUUAAAUUAAAAAAAAAAAAAAAAAAAUUAAAUUUGUCCGGCUGUGGAAGAUGGAUCCUCAUUUUUGCAGCCACUUUGAAUCACAAGUUCAUCUUUAAAUGCACUGGGUUUUUUGUUGUUUUUUCCUUUUUUUUGGUUUUUUUUUGUUUUUUUUUGAAGAGCUAAUUAACCCUGGCUGUCUCCAGUCUGACAGUAUCCAAACGGACUUGCUUCCUCCAUUAGUUGUAAGAUGUUUAAAAGCACAUCCUGUAUUUGAAUUGUGGAUGAGAGGUUCCCUUGGCAAUGUGAGGAGGAAAAUUCUUCCUACCCCUUUAUUAUUAAUUCACGGAUUCAGUGUUGGUUCGGCCUACAGGAGAAGUUAACUGGAAGUCUUUGAAGAUCGAUAUCUUUGCUGAAGUUGCCCAGGGUUACUUUUAAAAAGAAGAUUUCACUGAUCAAGCCAGUAGAAGACUUUCAGUCCAAGAAAGAGUGAAGCCAGCUCUUGCCAAGAGUGGAGGAAGUCCCUGCUGAUCGAGCCCUUAGAACCUGAGCUUGUUCUAGGAAUUUGUUCAUUAUGUCUAACCAAGGAGAUGACUGCUACUUCUAUUUCUAUUCCACGUGUAACAAGGGAGACAGCUGUUCCUUUCGCCACUGUGAAGCUGCUCUGGGGAACGAAACAGUCUGCACGCUCUGGCAGGAGGGUCGCUGUUUCAGGAACAUCUGCAGAUUCAGACACAUGGAAAUCGAUAAAAAACGCAGCGAGAUUCCUUGCUACUGGGAGAAUCAACCAGUAGGCUGUCAAAAAUCCAACUGUGCUUUUCAUCACACGAAAGGACGUUACGUUGAUGGACUCUUCUUACCGCCGAGCAAAACUACGCUUCCAAGUCCACCUGAGUCUGCAGAAGACGAUGUGAAAUUGGCUCAGAUGUCACUGCAGCAAAACAAACUUUCUGUUCAGUCAAAUCCCUCUCCACAGCUGAGGGGGGUGAUGAAAGUGGAAAACUCUGAAAAUGUCCCAAGUCCUACACAUCCUCCAGUUGUAAUCAAUGCUGCAGAUGAUGAUGAAGAUGAUGAUGACCAGCUUUCUGAAGAAGGAGACGAAACUAAAACACCUGCCCAGCAACCAACUACAGAAGCCCAUAAUGGAUUGCGGAUAAUUUCCACUAGGAAAUCCAGUGCUAAUACAAAGCAAGACGACAAUUUAAAUUUUGGAAUAAAAACACUUGAAGAAAUCAAAUUGAAGAAACUAAAGGAAAAAACAAAAAAACAAGAAGGUCCUUCAGGAGUUUCUCUUCACCCACUUCAGUCUCGGACUAUUCCUGUGCCAGAAAAGGAAAAUGUUCGGACAGUAGUGAGAACUGUGACUCUGUCUACAAAGCAAGGGGAGGAGCCUGUGAUUCAACUGAAUCUUGCUGAGAGACUGGGAAAACGAAAAGCAUCCACAGCUGGUAAAAGUGUCGUUCCACUAAAGCGCAGCCUUACUGAAAGGCUAGGGAAGAAGAUGGAGGUUCUGGAGAAUGCUGACAAAGCACCAAAGAGAGUCCAAGUCCCCAAGUCUCUGAAGGAGAGGCUGGGAUUGUCCUCUGAACAGACCAGUACAGAGACAGAGAAGGCUGCUAAGCCAACAGGGGAGAUCCAUGUGAAAACACUGGAGGAAAUUCGUCUUGAGAGAGCUACUCAGAGACGAGGAGAACCUCAAGCAAAACCCCAGACUGAAGGACGUUGUAAAACAGAAGAUCCCAGCUCCGGUGCAAGACCUUCACCUCCGGUUCGCAUCAAAACUUUCUCAGGAGCCCUGGCUGAAAAAAACCAUAAGCGAUUGGAAGAAGAGAAGCAAAAACCAGAAGAGUUUCCUACCAAGACAAAAGUUGAGAGUGAGCCCAAGAAGCAAAGCAUACUUGCUCCAUCUGUGCCCAGCAAAGUGCAGCUGGCAGAGCUGACAAGUAAAGCCAAGCCAGCAGGAGAAGUGCAUAUUAAAACCUUGGAAGAAAUCAAGCAGGAGAAAGCUCUGCGGAUGCAGCAGAGUGGAGAAAAUGUGCCAGCACCACCAGCACAACCUGAACCUGCCCCACCAGGGAGGAGGUUGUUACGGAUCACAAAGCUAAUAGCACCUGGAAGAGAAGAAAAGAAGAUAGUGGAAUUGAGCAAGACUUCUCCCAAAGCUGUCUCUGCAUCUGCAGAGCCCUCUGAUCACAGUGCAACUAAUUCUAAAGUUCAAGUGAAGAGCCUUGAAGAGAUAAUGAGAGAGAAACGGCAGCUGAAACAACGCCAAGAAGAGAAGCUUCAGAAGGAAGCAGCUGCUGUGCCAUCUCCCAUUGAAAAAGCAAUCAAGGAUAAAACUCCAGCAUCAGGGAGCCCGGAAUCCAGUGUGGUUUCAGGGUCAGCCUGUCAACUUGCGAAGAGGAUAUUGGUGAAACCUCGGGAGGAUGAGGUUGAAAGCCCAGGGAAAGAUGCUGCACUAUCACCAGGGAAACAGGCAGCUCAGCUUCUGGAACGGAAAGCUAAAACCAAAUCCAAGGUGUGUCUGAAGCCUUUGGAUGGGAAAACCACCUCCCCCACAAAGCAGACACUGAAACGUAAGGCAGCUGAGAGCCAUCCCUCCGCUGUGGCGGCUGUGAAACCAUUGAGUGCUGCUGGUGGUGACACGAAGGAGCCUUCAGCUAAAAAAGCAGCUGUGGCUGUUGUUCCUGCUUUGCCAGAGGACAACCUGGUGUCCAUACCUGGGAGAGAAAAACCCAAAACCAGUCCUGAACUGCAUGUUGGAAGCCAGGCAGACUCUGUGGCACAGUCAGAGGUCUCAAGCUCAACUUCAGCUUCUUCACAAGUAGCAGUAAAGACGCGCCGGUUGAGCUCCACAGGGGCUGGGAAAGCACCCUUGUCUGUAGAAGAUGACUUUGAGAAGCUUAUUUGGGAAAUCUCAGGUGGCAAACUGGAAGCAGAAAUUGACCUGGACCCAGGGAAGGAUGAGGAUGAUCUCCUCCUGGAACUUUCUGAAAUGAUUGACAGCUGA
Messenger RNA from Tauraco erythrolophus (red-crested turaco), 3019 nucleotides. RefSeq names its product zinc finger CCCH-type containing 11A (gene ZC3H11A). The record is from RefSeq and is a predicted model, not a curated record. Gene Ontology annotation, molecular function: metal ion binding. NCBI's taxonomy places the organism in Eukaryota, Metazoa, Chordata, Aves, Musophagiformes, Musophagidae. Gene Ontology annotation, biological process: poly(A)+ mRNA export from nucleus.